Molecule: messenger RNA, 798 nt
Organism: Rotaria sp. Silwood1
Lineage: Eukaryota; Metazoa; Rotifera; Eurotatoria; Philodinida; Philodinidae
Source: the annotation of a GenBank genome assembly
AUGAGUGAAUGUAAAACAUGGUUUGAUAAUCAAAGUAAUCUUCUCAUACAAAUAAUUACCCUACCAAAUAUUUCUCAACUUACGUUGGAUAUUAGUGGUGAAAUUAUCAAUAAAAUACCAUGGCCUAGCAAGUGUAAUUUACAAAAGUUAGCACUUCAAUAUUGCAGUUAUUAUCAAUUAUGUGAUAUUCUUGAUCAUUCGCCAAAUCUUCAAAUAUUGACCUUGGAACGUACGAAUAUGCUCAUGGUGGAUAGAACUCGUUGUCAAACGAAAGUUCAAUCAUUGACUUCUCUUACAUUGAAAAAUAUUCAUAUGCCAAUUGAUGAACUCGAAUACUUACUAUCUCUUCAACCCCAUCUAGUUUCACUCGAAUUUACAACAUCAACGAAUUGUUCAUGGGAAUUUGUACAACGUCUAUCACAGUGGGAAAAUUUUAUCCGCCAAACAUUGCCAUUGUUAAAAAAUUUUUAUUUUUAUAUUGGUAUUUCAUUUUCUGAAUUACAAGAUGUUGAAUCAUUUCUAACACCAUUUAGUACAACGUUCUGGUUACAGGAGAAACGUUGGUUUGUCACGUGUCUUUAUACAAGACGUUUUGGUGACAAGACAAUCUGUCUCUACUCAGCAAAAUACUCGACUAUUGCAUUUCCUGAUUAUCUUAAUUAUGACCUAUUUUCCUAUGCAUUUACGACGACAAGUUAUGACAAUAAAAUCAACAGUGAUAUUAUAUGGACUGCUUAUUUCGAUGUGAUUUGGUUACAGCAAAGAAUGGGUACAGAUCAAGUAUGUAUGAUUAGAUAG